This is a messenger RNA of Centropristis striata (black sea bass), 2646 nucleotides long. RefSeq names its product nerve growth factor receptor b (gene ngfrb). The transcript is spliced from 6 exons. Bases 280 to 1569 code for a protein of 429 amino acids. Gene Ontology annotation, biological process: Rho protein signal transduction. Gene Ontology annotation, cellular component: cell surface; plasma membrane. Gene Ontology annotation, molecular function: coreceptor activity; nerve growth factor binding; death receptor activity. Lineage: Eukaryota; Metazoa; Chordata; Actinopteri; Perciformes; Serranidae. The record is from RefSeq and is a predicted model, not a curated record.
AGAGCGCAGCAGAGCCGAACAUCCAAUGGGUCAAUCUCAGCGUGUUUCCUCCCUGACUGGACUCUGUGUGCAGCCGCAGCUUCUGGACUGACCGGUUCCUCCCCCACCGAGAUACACACUUUGACAGCGAAGAGUUACCUGGAGACUUUUUCUUUUUUCUUUUUCUUUAACUGCAAAGAAGCGCAGCGAUGACAGCCGAGUUGAUUUCGCUCCGGAGUGACUGAGACCCGCAUCUCGCUGCGCCGCAUCCGAUCUGACUGAUCUGACCCUUCUGAGAGGAUGCAGAGGAGCUACAGGAUGAAAUUCAUAGCAGUGUUACUCGGAGUGGUUGGGGCUCUGGCCAAUAAGGAGGAGUGCUUAUCGGGCCAGUUCACAACCAGCGGAGAAUGCUGCGAGCAGUGCCCGCCCGGUGAGGGUGUCGUCAAAUCAUGUGGAGCCACACAGACUGUCUGUGCCCCCUGCCUUGACAGUGAAACCUUCUCAGAAAACUUCAGUCACACAGAGAAAUGUCAGGCCUGCACUGUAUGCGCAGGUCUACUCCGCAUGAAGGCGCCCUGCACGGACUCCAACGACGCCACCUGUGUGUGCAACUACAGCUUCUACAUGAACGAACUCUCACAGAGGUGUGAACCCUGCACCAAGUGUCCUGAGGGCCAGGGCAUGCUGCUCAGCUGUGAGUUCGACCAUGACACUGUGUGUGAGGAGUGCACCGGGGACACCUACUCGGACCAGGAAAGUUCUCGGGAGCCCUGCAUCCCCUGCACCACCUGUGACGAGGGAGAGGAGUUACAGCCCUGCACCUCUUUGACUGAUACCGUUUGUCAAGCUCCAACAGUUUAUGAAGAUCCAGUGUCUCCCACUCCCUUUUCCAGUAACUCCACUCCCACCUACGAUGACUUCUCGCCAGACAUCCUCCCGCCGGGCGGCCCAACAGACACGGCCACCACCACUAAUGGUGAUUCCAAGGAGCCGAUCUACCAUCUGAACGACAAGCUCAUUCCCAUCUACUGCUCCAUCCUGGCAGCUGUUGUAGUCGGCCUCGUGGCCUUCAUCAUCUUCAAGAGGUGGAACAGCUGUAAGCAGAACAAGCAAGGAGCCAACAACUGCACAGCCAACCAGAACCAGACGCCGUCACCUGAGGGAGAGAAGCUGCACAGUGACAGUGGCAUUUCUGUGGACAGCCAGAGUCUGCAGGAGCAGCAGGGCCAGACUCAGGCACAGACAGUUGUCAACAUGGAUGAGGAGCCUUGUUUGCUCCUUCCUCUCCACACCAGAGAGAAAGUGGAGAAGUUGUUGUUCAGGGGCAGCGAAGGAGACGAUUGCAACCACAUGGAGGACAGCGACUGGUGCAACCUGGCGGGCCUCCUGGGCUACGAGGAGGAGCGGAUCGCCACAUUCCAGCAGGAGGAGCAUCCUGUCCGCGCGCUGCUGUCUGACUGGGCGAGCAAGGACUGCGCCAGCAUCGACGCACUGUGCACAGCUCUGCGCAAAAUCAACCGUGAUGACAUCGCCCAGAGCCUGGUGCUGAGCCCGAGCACUGCCAAGCCGACUGCCACGUCCGUAGUCUAAUUUAAGCUUUACAGUGAGCAACCUGCCUUAACCUUAAUAUCCUUCCAUGGCCUCCUUCACUCCACAUAAAUCAUGCUAGAAUCGUUUUAAGCUAUUUCUUCAUAAAGCCAGCAGUCAAAUAUCAUGAGUCCUGAGGAAUCACUUCGUGUUUAAUCAAGACAAGACAAGGAGAUGCCAGAAAUAAGACAAAAACUGAAUGAAUAUCAGUGUACCUAUUCAAGCCAAAAGCCUUCACUUAACCAUCAAUCAUUCAUUCUCACAUUUUAAAAUCCACACAAUGUAAAGCCCACGUGGAGGGAAAUUGUCUAUAGUCAUUCCAUUUUUUAGCCUGGAUAUCCACCUGCCUUUCCACACUGUUUGACACCUAGCUUACCAUCCCAUAGCAAUGGGCUUUGAACUGAAUUUAUCAUUCCUACAUCUUUAUUCUUAAAAUUCAUAGUCAGUUUGUCCCUUACUUAUAAGCAUCCAUUAGCCAGUGUUGUAUCUCUAAAUGUUACUUUACACACCUAUGCUACCAAAGAGGAGUGAACGUCUCAAGACCGUACCUGACAAGCAACAUUAUUUACAUGCCAUGUUAGAUUUUUUGAAUUUAAGUUGUCAAAUGGCUUGUGUCUGUCACCGCGGCCUGCAUACUGCAGAGCAUCUGGAUCUUUGCAAAUAUGACAACCUGAAGAAGGAUGCUUGGACGCUUUUCAAAUGAACCUGUUCUCCUUCAGCAAGUCCAACUAUUUACUCGUAUUUUAAAUACAUGAGACAUCGAGCUGCAGCACGCAUUGGAUUAAUCUCAACUAAGUGGCUUCUGCAGACUCUUCCUUUUUCAGACAAGUGCUAUAAGAACUGCUGGCUGGACUUUGCCAACUAGGUGGUCUGUGGAGCAGGUCAUUGACCCGAGGCAACAUGAGACACUCUUCUGCGUGUCGAUCUGCAUAACACAGGAGCUCCACACAGACUCCUUCAUACUGACCCAGAAAAGGGACGGACGUGGAAUUCAAAAGUAACAACUAUGUAUACUGUAUAUACAUAGACAGACAAGUGCAAAUGCCAUACAUACUGUAUAUACUACAUACACACAUAGAC